Molecule: messenger RNA, 3267 nt
Organism: Girardinichthys multiradiatus
Lineage: Eukaryota; Metazoa; Chordata; Actinopteri; Cyprinodontiformes; Goodeidae
Gene: crata
Product: carnitine O-acetyltransferase a
Exons: 14
Coding region: 356-2263 (635 amino acids)
Biological process (GO): carnitine metabolic process, CoA-linked
Cellular component (GO): peroxisome
Molecular function (GO): carnitine O-acetyltransferase activity
Source: RefSeq, a predicted model, not a curated record
AAAGAUCCCUGGCCGGGAAUCAAACCCAGGAUAUAUUUACAUAUAUAUGAAAAAACUAUUUUCAUUUACUAAAAUGACUAAUUAAAUCUGGCAUUGUCCAUCCACAGACAGAAAUCCAAACAUAUUUUUUAUGAUCUUUCAGAUAAGUAAAAACAACAAAAGCAACGAGAAGGAUCUGCGCUCGGUCCCGUCCAGCUCCUAUGAUGAUAUGAUGACAGCUGAGGAGCAUUCAUCUGCCUUUGGCUCAGCAGAUGUCUCACAGUUGCUCUGAAGGUUCAUCAGAGAUAAAACACCGAGCUGAGGAGCUGAUCCUCCCCGGAUUCAGAUCACGGUUUGUGGGCGUUUCUAAGUCAGAAUGUUGGCUUUUUGCAGCAGAACUGUGGCGGGAAUGGUGAAAACAUGUGCCCUCGGGAGGCCCCGUCACUUGGUGAAGCCCGUUUCAGCAACCCGGGUCGCUGGCAGAUACCUGACCCAUCAGAGAGGGCUGCCAGGUCUGCCUGUGCCCCCCCUGCAGCAGACCUGUGAGCGUUACAUCACAGCCCUGGAGCCCAUCUUGGAGGCAGACGAGCUGACGCACACCAGGCGGGUCAUUCAGGAGUUCCAGGAGGCUGGAGGAGUUGGAGAGCAGCUGCAGAGAGGCCUGGAGAAGAGAGCAGGUGAAACGGAGAACUGGCUGUCCCAGUGGUGGGUUCAGGUCGCUUACCUUGACUAUCGGAUGCCUGUGGUGGUCCAUUCCAGUCCAGGACUGGUGUUGCCCAGGAUGGACUUCAGAGAUAAAGAUGGCCAAAUCAGGUUUGCUUCCAAACUGAUCGCAGGUGUUUUAGACUUUAAGACGAUGAUCGACAAUGAAACUCUUCCGGUGGAGUACCUGGGAGAGAAGCCCCUGUGUAUGAACCAGUACUAUGAGGUGCUGUCAUCCUGCAGGAUCCCCGGUUUGAAGAGAGACUCUGUGGUAAACCACGCCAAGAGCUCACAGCCCCCCAGACAUAUCACAGUGGUUCACAACUUCCAGUUCUUCCAGUUGGAUGUGUACAACAGGGAUGGGACUCCACUGACAGCAGAUCAGCUCUGUGUUCAGCUGGAGAAAAUCUGCAGAGCCUCACAGGAGACCAACACUGAACCUGUCGGUAUCCUCACCACCCAGCACCGAGACGUCUGGGGAAAAUCCUACCUCAAUCUCAUUAAAGAUAAGACGAACAAAGAGUCGGUCUCAGCGAUCCAGAGGAGCAUCUUCACGUUGUGUCUGGAUGGAGCCACGCCUGAAGCAGCUGGUGAGCUUUACCGCAGCUGUGCAGCCGUCCAGAUGCUGCAUGGAGGAGGCGGCCAGAGCUACAGCGGAAACCGCUGGUUCGACAAGACGCUGCAGUUUAUCGUUGGAGAAGAUGGAACAUGUGGUGCGAACUACGAGCACGCUCCCGCCGAGGGCCCGCCCAUCGUGGCGCUGAUCGACCACGUGGUGGAGUACACGAGGAAAGCUGAGACAGCCGAGUCUCCUGCAGGGUCUCUACCUGUCCCUCGAAGGCUGCUCUUCAACAUCACGCCUGAGAUAAAGCAGGACAUCGAGGAGGCCAAACUCAGCAUGAACACACUGGCGCAGGACCUGGACAUGAGGGUGAAGGUGUUUGGACACUUUGGCAAAAAUGUCCCAAAAGCUCACAAGAUGAGUCCAGAUGCUUUUAUACAGAUUGCCCUGCAGCUGGCCUACUACAGGAAGUACCGGCGCUGCUGUGCCACGUAUGAAAGCGCCUCCCUGCGGAUGUUCAGACUGGGUCGGACGGAUACGAUCCGAUCCGCUUCGAACGCCUCGGCUUCCUUCGUUAAGAGCUUCGAUGAUUCCAGCAAACAGAACCUGGAGAAACUAGAUUUGAUGGAGAAAGCUGUGAAGGCCCACAGAUCCUACACCAACAUGGCAAUCAGCGGGCAGGCCAUCGACAGACACCUGCUGGGUCUGAAGCUGCAGGCUGCGGAGGAGAAACUUUCUGUCCCCGCCAUCUUCAGGGAUCCAGCCUACGCUAAAGCUCUACACUACCAUCUGUCCACCAGCCAGGUCCCGUCAAAGACCGACUGCGUCAUGUGUUUCGGUCCGGUGGUGCCCGACGGUUACGGCUUCUGCUACAACCCCAUGGAGGAUCACAUCAACUUCGCCGUGUCGUCCUUCAACAGCUGCAAGGAAACAGACACAGGAGAUCUGGCUGGCGCCGUGGAGGAAGCUCUGCUGGAUCUGAGGAGGCUAUUGGAGCAAACUCCCAGAUCCAAACUGUGAAAUCCCUCAAGGCUUUGAGACGAGACAUUUCCAGGUCCUGCAGGAGGACUCGGAGUAUUUAGCUCUCUAAUCAUCUUAUUGUUCACCACUGUGCACUUUAAGAUCCAGUAACCCUGGCUGGGAGGUUCUGUUUGAUAUUAACAAUCGCAUGAAUAUGAUUCUCAAAUUUUAACUCUGAAGCACAACAGAACCAUCCGCUGGAAACGAUUCAAAUUCAACAAACACAAUGAAUUAUUCAACCUGUUUUUUAAUAAUUGUUUGGAUAAAAAGAUUUAAAUGUUGCAAAAACAAUCAGAUAAAGUUGAUCAUUUUCGAAGUAAAAGACUGUUGGCCUUCAGGACCGUUGGUCCAUAAACAUUUUUGAACCUUCUGAUAUUUUCUGUUUGAAAUCAUCCUUUCAUUUAACAUCCACCAGUGGCUGGUUUGAACAGGGUUCUGGAGAAUCUGAAACAGACGAUUCAAUCUGUUUAUGUUCCUCAAACUGUUCUGGAAGCUCUUCUGCACUGGAGCAGGGAAGAUGGACACGGACAUCGGGGAAUACUGUUUCUAUGAAGCGAUGGACUAAUUUGGAGUUCUGUUAGGAGGCCUUCAGGAGAAAAGCACAGAUUGUUCCUGAUGUGAUCAGUGUUCUGACUGCGUCCUGAUGAUCUUUAACCUGAUCCGACCAGCCACUGCUGUGUUUUAGUUGGAUUCUCCUGGUGCCUUCAGACAGUUUGCUUCACGCCAGUCAGAGCUCAGAUCUGCCGUUAAUCAUGAAGGUUUCUCUUUCUUUCUUUUUAGAAAAUGUUUCCUGGUUUACAACCACCAUGUUUUCUUCUUAAUGACAGGUUGUAGCACAACUGCAUCAAGAAGUAAAUUAUUGGUUGGCCUGUCUGUUCAUGCAGCAGAUUUAAUGCAAUUAUUAUUUUAACGAGAAAUUUUGAACAUGAAGAUUGUCUGGUCUGAAAAUCAUUUCAUAGAUUGACCCUUUCUGCUAAAAAUAAACAGAUGCAUUAUUUCUACUA